This is a messenger RNA of Bombina bombina (fire-bellied toad), 5120 nucleotides long. RefSeq names its product paxillin (gene PXN). The record is from RefSeq and is a predicted model, not a curated record. Lineage: Eukaryota; Metazoa; Chordata; Amphibia; Anura; Bombinatoridae. The transcript is spliced from 16 exons. Bases 140 to 3397 code for a protein of 1085 amino acids. Gene Ontology annotation, biological process: endothelial cell migration; transforming growth factor beta receptor signaling pathway; substrate adhesion-dependent cell spreading.
UGUGCCCGGCGUACCGAUCGUAGAACAUGUGGGGUGUGUCUCUGCGUGUCCCACGGGAUCGCGCACGCACGGGGCGGAGGCGCGCUCCUGCAGUGAGCUCUGAAAGUUGUGUGUGACUCUUGGGUAGCGCACCGGCGACAUGGACGAUUUAGAUGCGUUGCUAGCUGAUCUAGAAUCCACCACCUCUCAUAUCUCCAAGCGUCCAGUUUUUUUAUCAGAAGAGACACCCUACUCUUUUCCAAGUGGAUGUAAUACAUACCAUGAGAUCUCUGUUCCAGCUGCCCCUGCCAGCGAGGCUCUCAAUGGGAAUGUCCCUGACUCGCUGGAUUCAUGGUCAAGCAGCUCCAACAAAUACAUCCAAAAACAGAACCCCCUCUAUGGCUCAGCAGCUCCCAAGGAGAAUGUGGUGUCUCCCAUCGCACAUGUCGCUGAAGAGGAACAUGUGUACAGUUUCCCUAACAAGCAAAGAUCUGCAGAGCCAUCCCCCACAGUCAUGAGCUCGUCUUUGGGCAGCAACUUAUCAGAGCUGGAUCGUCUACUUCUGGAACUGAAUGCUGUACAGCAAGCCCCAUCCAGCAGCCUCUCUGCAGAUGACCUUAGUUACAGCUUUUCAGCGCCGGUGGUUCAUGCGCCUCUGAGCAAUGUAUCUGAUAGUUCUGUGUCUGCAGUGAGCAAGGUCAUACAAUCCUCAAAGGAAAAGCCAAAGAGAAAUGGUGCUCGCGGGAUCGAGGAUGUCCGUCCUAGCGUUGAGAGUCUUCUGGAUGAACUGGAGAGCUCUGUACCAAGCCCAGUCCCAUCAAUCACGGUGCCUCAGGGGGAGAUUAGCACCCCCCAGCGAGUCACUUCUAACCAACAGCAGACCAGAAUAUCUGCUUCCUCUGCAACCCGAGAGCUGGAUGAGCUAAUGGCUUCUCUCUCUGAUUUCAAGACUUGUCACACCUUUUCUGAACUUUCCUAUGAACCAAGCACAACUUCUUCUCAUCCAUCAUCUCUGUCAACCUAUCCCUCUGCCUCUCCAUCCUGUGCUAUGUCAUGCAGCUUCACUUCUCCAGUACUGCUGCGUAUUGAUGAGGAUGAAAUACCCAUUUCGUUUUCUCAGCAUGAAAAUGGUCCCAGGUCACGGAAGGAGGUUUUUGGAUUUGCAUGCACUGAUAAAAAACAACCAACAGUCACAGCCAGUGCACUAAAUCCAGUUAAGGAUGUAUGUUUCUCAGUCUUUGGAAAGGAGCCUGGUGGGUCACUGGUAUGUAACCAAAUGGAUCAAACUGCCAAGUCAGAAAGGGGAAAGGAUGAGUGCAUUGUACCACAAUGUGAUUUUAAUUCUGCGGUGUGUGAUGAAAGCAGUAAUGUUUUAAGGUCAGGGGAUCAAAAAAUGUCAAACUACUUUCCUUGCUCCAUGCCAGAAUUGCACAGUGACCUCAACAGGGACAAAGUACAUGUUUUGAGGAAUCCUCCUCUUGGUAAAGCAUCCCUAGAGAAGGAAGGCUACAUGAAUGCAUCUAAUGGGCACUACACUGAACUUAGCUCAAAAUCUGACGACCAAAUAUCUACUACUGUGACACAAGACUCAGAGCAAGUUCUGCUCCCAGAAAUCUCAGCCCGGGAGAGGAUCUCUGCUUCUCGUCAGAUGAAGUCUGUUAUUAAAAGGACCAAAGAGACUCCUAAUGUGCAUCCAAUGUCUCGUGACCUCUCGCCUCGGCGGAGGUUUGGCCCAGCUAUAUACAACAAAAGCCCCUCGCAAGACCGUUUGAUUGAAGAAUUGCACGACCGUUUUGGGAUAGACAAACAGGAAACUUACAAGAGUCCAGAUGAGAACUGGCUGACGGAAGGAGUGAUCAUUACAUCUCGGCCAUCAAAGAACAUUCGAUUAGCUGAACAACAGAUUGAGAAGAUAAUUAUACCUCCAGAUUCUCCUCAACUUGCAAGAAAAGUAUUUUCUGUCACUGCUUCACCACCUAGCACUAUAGAGAGAACAAAAUUUGUAUCUUCGAAAGCUACAUCCCCUGCACUACCAUCCCCUGUUCUUCCACCUCCGGCACCACCAUUACCACACCCACUUCACCCUCCACUAAACACGUCUACUUUUAAUUCAUUUUCUCCUCAAUCUCUUCCCCCUUGCAAAGGAUUUAGUGAUGAUUAUCAGGAUCUGUCCAAGCCUUUCCCAAUUUGUCAAGAAGACAUUCUACCUCCUUGUCAGGAGAAUCAUAUUACUUCUUCAGCUCGGAUGCUGCCUUUCUCUCCAAUAAGAUCUCUGCCUCUUCCAAAGACAUGUGUCUCCAUUGGCUGUCAAACAGAUGACAAUCCACUUUUCCCACCAAUCCAGAUGAUCUCCCCACUGACCUCUAGAAGCUCCCCUGUAUUUGCUGCUCGGCCUCCACCAAACCCAUACUUUACUGAUAAGGCAGUUGGUUCCAUCAAUACUGCCCCCUCAUGGCACCUACCUGAAAGCAAGGAUUUGAUGUCUGACAGUGAGACCCCUGCCGACUCCGCCAAAUACAUGGCUGCGUCAAAUGAAAGGCCCCCAGUACAUGAGGAUAUUGUGAGCAUUACAGGGUUCAUGGCCCAGGGAAAGUCUGUGAGCAACUCGCCUCCUACUGGUGCUCCCAAACCAGGCAGUCAGCUGGACAACAUGUUGGGCAGUUUGCAGUCUGACCUCAAUAAAUUGGGUGUGGCGACAGUGGCUAAGGGUGUAUGUGGUGCUUGCAAGAAACCGAUUGCUGGUCAGGUAGUCACGGCGAUGGGAAAGACCUGGCACCCUGAACACUUUGUGUGCACGCACUGCCAAGAGGAGAUUGGAUCACGCAACUUUUUUGAGAGAGAUGGCCAGCCGUAUUGUGAAAAGGAUUACCACAACCUGUUCUCCCCUCGCUGUUAUUACUGCAAUGGGCCCAUCCUGGAUAAAGUGGUAACUGCCUUAGAUCGGACGUGGCACCCUGAGCAUUUCUUCUGCGCACAGUGUGGUGCUUUCUUUGGACCAGAAGGUUUCCAUGAGAGGGAUGGAAAAGCCUACUGUCGCAAGGACUACUUUGAUAUGUUUGCUCCUAAGUGUGGUGGCUGCACUCAGGCCAUUUUGGAGAACUACAUCUCUGCGCUGAACACGCUCUGGCACCCAGAGUGUUUUGUCUGUAGGGAAUGUUUCACCCCUUUUAUCAAUGGAAGCUUCUUUGAGCAUGACGGUCAACCAUACUGUGAGGUGCAUUACCAUGAACGUCGUGGUUCUCUCUGCUCAGGUUGCCAGAAGCCUAUCACUGGUCGCUGCAUCACUGCUAUGGGAAAAAAGUUCCACCCCGAGCACUUUGUUUGUGCCUUUUGCCUAAAGCAGCUGAACAAAGGAACCUUCAAGGAGCAGAAUGAUAAACCAUAUUGCCAGAACUGUUUUGUCAAACUCUUCUGUUAAGAGCACCACACUGUAUUUCCACAAAUUUUCACAACCCUGUGCAGCUGUGUAUGGGAGGGUUGUGGUUUAUAUCUGGAGCAUCGCGGGUUGAAUGAUCAGAUGACAAAUAUUUUUUAUCUAUUUCUACCCUCUAUAAUCAAUAGCUUGUUUGUCAGGGGUUUCUCUCUGGCUGCCAGCCACUGCUCCUGACUGACUAUUCCUUCCCAGCAGUAUAUGGCCUCUCAUGAGCAAAUAAUUCACCUUGCCCUUUGGGUAUACGUUCACUUUACUUGCUUUUAUGGUUGGUGCAGUGGGUUAUUCACUUUAUCUACCAGAAAAAGCAAAUCCUCUACUAUGCAUUAAAUUAAUGGCAUGGGAGCAUUUCUGCCACGCACUUUGUUACUGUUUGUGUGGCGGGCGGGGGGGGGGGGUUGAGUUUACAGUGGCCUAUGAGGUAUAGACCUGCAGCAUAUGUCUCGGGUUAUGAUGCUCAGGGAGGCCAGUUUGGGAAUUACAGCAAUAACAUUUUCUACUGACAGUUACAGGUAACUUGUCUUUUCACUGGUGAGCAGCUGAUCUCUCACUCUUUUUUUUUUUCUUUUCUUUCUUUUUUUCAAACACAUAUAACCCUCAUGUCUUCAAUUAAAAAAAAUCAAGAUUUAUUAAACUUGAUUUUUAUUCAUUUCAUCUGAUUUUAUUAAUGAAAUAAAAUAAGACUUUUAUAUAAAAAGUAUAUAAUAUACAUAUAUAACAAAACAAAAUAAGUCCAGUAGGGCUGGAUUUUCUGUUUACUUUUGAUUUGUGCGAUCAUUAAACGUAGCUAUUAACAUUUCAAUAUUUUAUUUAGUGUGAAAUUAACUAUUUUGGUAUUUUUGUUAACAUUAGACAGUAUUGCAAAUUUCAAGACUUAUCAAAACUUAAAUUGAAUAUUGAUGCCAAAAUGUUGUACAUCCUUUAGACAAUCUUAAACCUGCAUACCCUCUUUGUACAGCUAUCAGUGUUUCUAAGGGAAGGCCAACUUUGCUGUAAUGCUAAAAUACAGUUAUGUUUUAGAAGGUUGGGCUUUUAUAUGGUGGCUUAAAUCCCAUACCAGGAUGAUAAUUUUGCCAUCUAAUUUACUAUUCACAAGGAAAAUUGAUUGUUUGAUAUGCCAAAGAUCACAUGAAAAUAUAUUCUCAAAAAGCAGCUUGUCAUAUGGGAAUAUAGUUUACAUGUUGAAACACUUGCCUAUCUAUCUAGUUUUCUUUUUUUUUGCGCGUUUAAAAUAAAUAAGAUAUUGUGCUUUUAAACCCUAUUAUUUGGGUUCUGUUAAAAGCUCUGCACUUUUUUCACUUUUUUUUUUUUAUAAAAACCUCAUUAAUCUUCUUAGGAAUGUUAAAGGGGUGUAUGUACUCCAUGGAUAGCACCUUUUUAUGUAGGUUUUAUUUUCUUUCUUUUCUUUUUUUUUUUUUUUUUUUUUUAUGAGAACUAUAUUGUCUUUACUUACACCUUUUUGGUCUGUCAUGUUAGUUUCAGGCAAAAAAAAAAAUAACCCCCUAAAAUGUGAGUUUGCUAUUCACUGUCACAAGAACUUGUGUGCUAAUGGAUUUCACAGUAAUGUGAUACCAGCUCAAAUUCAUAGUUUAAUUUUUCACAGCUCUAUUUUUUGUUCUAACAAUGCUGUUUUUUUGUGUUUGUUUUUUUAAAUGUUUUGUAUUGUAACCAAAAAAAAAGUAAAAAUAAAAAUUGCAUUUUUCUUCUUAAA